AGAUGGCGGCGCCUUUGAGGAUUCAGAGCGACUGGGCGCAAGCCCUCAGGUGAAUCCAAGCCCGGAACCGGGACAAAGGAGGCGGGAAGGAUGAAGGGGAGGCCUGGCUGAGCUGUCACCCCCCAGGGAAACCAACUCUGUAUGGCAACCUAACUUGUCAAGGAAUUGGCCAAGAUGGCAUCCCAGAAGUUACAGCUUCAGAAGGAUUUAUUGUGAAUGAAAUAAACAAGUGAGUAGAUGGCCAAACUAAGUGUUGCAGAACCCAUGAUCUGACCUUCCUUACUCUUUCUGAUGGCUGCAGUCAGUGUGCUUGGUGAGAUGAUUCCCAAAGGGUAAACCAGCCUUUUAUUUUUCCCCAUUUUUUGUGUAAUUAAACUUUUUUAGUUGUAAAAUAUUUUGGGUAUACUGAUAAGAAUAGAGAAUACUUUGUUUUUUACAUAAAGUUUUUAGCAAAUGUUCAUUUAUUACUCUCUGUGCAAGGUAAUAGGCAACAUAUUGUUAUAUAUUUUAUAUAUACUUUUCAUAAACAGCCAUGGUAUUGUAGAAGGUGUCAGAAGAUCUGAGUCCAAGUCUUAUUAACUGACACUUACUAGCAAUAUGGUUUUGGAUAAAUAACUUAGUUCCCUGAGCCUCAGUUUCCUCAUCUAUAAAAUGGAGAUAGUAUUCUACUUCAUAGGCUGGCUAGUUAGUGGGGAGUGAGAGUGCAUAUGAAUGAAACUAAGAUAUUACAAAAGUGAGUUGUUGUUUAUCAUAACAUUCUAGGUGAUUGGCAUUUUAAAUUUCCACCCAGAUAAGCAAACAGACUCAGAGAGGUUAAUUAACCCUAAUAAUCAAAGCUAGUUAGACUGUAUACCAGAAUUGAAACCCAGUUCUAAUAACUUCAAGUAUAACACCACUUUGCCAGCCUACAUUUUUCCCAGGUGUUUUGCAUCCACAGCCUGGGUGCUGACUUCCUUUCUUCCCUUUGUACUCAGGCCCUGAUGCAAUCCUAUCUCUUCCAGCAUCAUUGCUAAUUUCUGCUGUGUACCUGCUGGGUCAGACAUUUACUUCAACAGAAAAAGAUAAUGGCAGCUCAUCGGUACCAAAUCAUAUUGCAGCCCUCUGCAGUAAAAGAACUGUUCGUCUGUGAGGCGUGAUAGUUUUAUGGGCUGGGGAAGGAGGAUUAGAGAAGAAAAGCAUUCAUAUUUCAUGUCCAAAGGAAAAUGCAUCUUCGAAGUUUUUGGCACCAUGUACUACUUUUCCCAGAAUUCAUGCAAAGAGUGUGACAUGCCUGGACAUUUCUAGUGGAGGAGGCCUUGGUGUAUCUUCUAGUUCUGAUGGGAGCAUGAAGAUCUGGCAAGCUUCCAAUGGAGAGCUCAGAAGAGUAUUGGAAGGACAUGUGUUUGAUGUGAAUUGUUGCAGGUUUUUCCCAUCAGGCCUUGUGGUUCUGAGUGGGGGUAUGGAUGCCCAACUGAAGAUCUGGUCAGCUGAAGAUGCUAGCUGCGUAGUGACUUUCAAAGGUCACAAAGGAGGUGUCCUAGAUACAGCCAUUGUUGACCGGGGGAGGAAUGUGGUAUCUAGUUCUCGAGAUGGGACAGCACGACUUUGGGAUUGUGGGCGCUCAGCCUGCCUGGGAGUCAUUGCAGACUGUGGUUCUUCCAUCAAUGGAGUGGCUGUGGGUGCUGCUGACAAUUCUAUAAACCUCGGCUCCCCUGAGCAGAUGCCCAGUGAACGGGAGGUUGGAACAGAGUCGAAAAUGCUGCUGUUGGCCCGGGAAGACAAGAAACUUCAGUGCUUGGGACUACAGAGCAGGCAGCCGGUCUUCCUCUUUAUUGGCUCAGAUGCCUUCAACUGCUGUACUUUUCUCUCUGGCUUCUUGCUAUUGGCUGGGACACAAGAUGGAAACAUUUAUCAGCUGGAUGUGCGGAAUCCAAGGACUCCAGUGCAAGUCAUGCACAGAUCAGGAGCACCAGUUCUGUCCUUGCUGAGUUUCAGAGACGGAUUCAUUGCUAGCCAAGGUGAUGGAAGCUGUUUCAUUGUCCAGCAAGACUUAGACUAUGUCAUUGAGCUCACUGGGGCUGACUGUGACCCCGUGUACAAGGUAGCCACGUGGGAAAAGCAGAUCUAUACCUGCUGUCGAGAUGGUCUUGUGCGACGCUAUCAGCUCUCUGACCUCUGACCCCCUGGAAAGAGGAGUCCCAGUUAAUGAAGAUUGACCCUGACCAACAAUGAGCAGAAACAGCAUCAGUCCUUCCCAAGGAUCAGGGCCCUUGGUUGUCUUGGGCUUCCUUUGGAAGUCGCAGAAAGGCAGCUACAUCGGCCCAUGUGGAACCAUCAUUCCCUGACAAGACCUACUUUGAAUGAGUAAGAAGCUCACAUGUGCUCACUGCAUUUGCCCCAACUUCUUGUAUAAACUUACCCCGCAACACAGGGCAAAUACAGAUGCUUACAAUGCGAUCUCACACCAAUUGUGUUAAAUAUUUACAGGGACCAGAGGACUAAAGCCUGUUCUCUGAAGGAAAUAAAGAGAAUAUGUUUGGAGGAAUCUGAAUUUGAAAAACUUUGUUAAAUACUCUUACUCCAGCAAAAAGUCAGUCAAGCUGAUGGAACUCCUUUCUCAGGCACUUCCUGUUUGCCUGGCCAUAGAGAAGGACUGCCUGAGAGUAGCAGCAAAUAGCCCAUAAGCAGCAACCUGGGAAAGAUUCUUAUACAGUUAGAGUAACCAGCCAAUUUUCCCUGGACUGAAGGGUUUUCUGUUACACGAGACUUUCAGUCCCAGGCAAACUGACGUGGUUGGUUGGCCUGUAUACAGGUGAUGAAGUGGAAUCAUAUCAUUGGAAAGGCAGUGGCUGUCAAAGUGCAGUCCCUGGAAGAGCUGCAGCAGUAUCACACAGGAGCUUGUUAGAAGUAGAAAUUUUGGGGUCCCACCUCAGACCUAAGUCAGAAAUUCUAUUGGUGGGGCUCACAGUCAGUAUUUUUAACAAGGCUUCCAGGUGAUUCUGAUGCACGCUGAGGUUUGAGACCUAGAGGAAGAGAUGGUGGAGAGCACCUUAGUCACAGAUGGAACCCAGGGCUCAGAGGCUGGUUUAUAGGAGAUGAGGCUGGAGAGGUUGGCAGGGUCCAAACAGCACAGGGGCUUGAAUGCCAGCUCAGGAGUUUGAACUUCACUUGGUUGGCAGUGGGGAACCAUGAAAUCGUUUUAAGCAAGGGUAUGACGUGGUCACCUCUUUUUUUCCCUAAACAUAAAAAUGGAAUCAUACUGUAUGUAUUCCACGCUUUAUUAUCUCUUAGUAUCUCUGAGUUCUUCCCAUCUCAGACCUUUCUCAUUCUUUUUAUCAAUUUUCAGAGUGUGAAUACCUUAUCAUUUACAUUUUUAGAGACUAUUAGAGAAAAGGUUUCUUAGAGGAUGCAACACUUGAGCUGGGCCAUGUAGGCUAAGAUCUGGAUUUAUUUAAGGGAAGAAAGUCAUUCUUGGCUGGGGUAAUAGUAUGGUUCACAGGGUUCUUAAAGGUAUAGUCUCACGUAAUCUUUAUAACUAACUGUGACAUGCAGGUAGUGAGACUCAAAAGAGAUGAAGAGAUUUGCCAAGAGUCUUAGAGAGCAGAAACUUGUACAGUUUAUCAUAACUUUAAAUCCCAUUUUUGGGCCAGCCCCAGUGGCCUAGUGGUUAAGUUCGGCACACUGUGCUUUGGCGGCCCAGGUUCAGUUCCUGGGUGCAGACCUAUACCAUUCGUCUGUCAGUGGCCAUGCUGUGGUGACAGCUCACAUACAAAAAGAGGAAGAUUGCAGCAGAUGUUAACUCAGGGCAAAUCUUCCUCAGCAAAAAAUAAAAUAAAAUAAAUUAAAUUCCCAUUUUUUCCUACUUGUUGCUUAUGCCGAAACCAAAUUGUGAAAAUAAAGCACUACAAUUCCUUGAGUA
Molecule: messenger RNA, 3898 nt
Organism: Equus caballus (horse)
Lineage: Eukaryota; Metazoa; Chordata; Mammalia; Perissodactyla; Equidae
Source: RefSeq, a predicted model, not a curated record